This is a messenger RNA of Talaromyces proteolyticus, 1009 nucleotides long. RefSeq lists its product as uncharacterized. Bases 201 to 764 code for a protein of 187 amino acids. NCBI's taxonomy places the organism in Eukaryota, Fungi, Ascomycota, Eurotiomycetes, Eurotiales, Trichocomaceae. The record is from RefSeq and is a predicted model, not a curated record. The transcript has 2 exons.
CUAUGUUGAUUAUUAAGUCACGCUGUGUCAAUUUGAGUGAAUAUAUGACAUUUCACACGAAAACCAGUGGUAUUGACGGAAAACAGCCUGUGUGCCGACUAGGUAUUCGCAGGUGGAAACGGUUUUCUUUCAACUAGCUACUUACUAACGACAACCCCCAUAAAUUCUUCCACCGUCACUACAGCAUUAACCAUGUCGCCAUGGAACUAGCCACUAGACUUCUUGAACUCGCCAAUCCGCUUCACGCUGCAGGCAGCGUGAUAGGCUCAAAGCUUCUGAGCCCUGUCAAAUUCGAGCCAGGGGGGCUCUACAUUCUUUUAUCGGAUAUCGGCGAUACGGUUCAGUUUCACUGGGGCUUGUACUUAGCUACCACUGCUCAUGCCGGUCACAUCUUCCAUCUUAUUCACGGGCCCCAGACGGGCUACAGGUGGAUGUAUCAGGCCAAAAAGACUCGUGAGAAUGCCAUUCCUUACUCGGUGAAUUUACUCUUCGGGUUGAAGAUCGAUGUCAUCCAGGACUGCCUUCACGUGCCACUAGCGAAUCGUUUAGCGCAAAUUCAUGAAAGCGAAACUCUGUCAUCUCUCCCUGUUGAAAAGAUUAAUUGCCAAAUGUGGAUUAGAGAGGCCCUGUAUGCCCUUGACGAGGAGGGUUACAUCAAGCUCGGUGGAAAUAUGGAUGACCUUGAAACCGAUGCGUGGAUGGCAGCUGCUCAGAACAAGUUGUGCAAACGGCGAACUGUUAUCAAUAGCAUCCACAGUAUUUGAAUGUACAGGAGGAAAUGUGAUGAUUGAAGAUAUCAAUUGAUAUUUGGUAACAAAGAACUAUUCUUCUGUGUAAGAAUUCAUGGCUGUGCAGGCUGCAGGAAUGUGUCAACGGAGCGCGGACAUAUCACAGAUCCAGGCAAUGGCGAUGCAUGUAAAACUUGAAAUGAUAAAGAUACCCUCAGUCCAAAUCCAAUAUCGAUAUUUAAUACCAUCAUGCAGAAAUAAGAUUAACUGAAGCUUAAGCA